Messenger RNA from Bactrocera dorsalis (oriental fruit fly), 6308 nucleotides. RefSeq names its product homeotic protein antennapedia (gene Antp). The record is from RefSeq and is a predicted model, not a curated record. Gene Ontology annotation, molecular function: RNA polymerase II cis-regulatory region sequence-specific DNA binding; DNA-binding transcription factor activity, RNA polymerase II-specific. Gene Ontology annotation, biological process: negative regulation of transcription by RNA polymerase II; anterior/posterior pattern specification. The transcript is spliced from 6 exons. Lineage: Eukaryota; Metazoa; Arthropoda; Insecta; Diptera; Tephritidae. Bases 2886 to 3998 code for a protein of 370 amino acids. Gene Ontology annotation, cellular component: nucleus.
AACUUCAUUUCUUCUUUUAAUUGAAAAAAUUGUAUGUUUACAUAUUAAGUUAAAUUUAAAUUUUUAUUUUUCGCAACUUUACGCAAACUAAAUGGUCAUUGGUGUUUUGCAUGCAAAUAUUUCCUGUAGGGAAUGCUCUCUUUCGCUUAAUCAACAGAUCCCGGCAACAUUACUUAUUUGCUGCGCAACAUUAACACCUCACUAAACCGCCACCAACGCUUCUCCAGUAAUCGGCAACGUUGAAAAAUAUUUACUCGCACUCUUCCAACUAGAAUUCAUUUCCUCGGCUAUUCAUCAUCUUUUCGAGAGAUCGGCAACAUUCGUGUUUCGUGCCAUUGUGUUUUUCAACUUCAUAUAUUUUUGUUUGUAGUGAUGUGUUGCUCUUGUUUGUUUUGUUUUCGGCCGUUGCCAUGUUGCCGACUUCGGAGUAGUAGCGCGCGCCAUUGGCAACAUGGGAAAUAGAUUUAUUGGAAUGUAUAUGAGCUGAGCUCAUUGUAGAUUCAUUGUUAGCAUGAUGGUUUAGUUGUUGUUGUGCAAACACAUAAAAUAGACGUACGUUUAGCAGAGUGGUUGGCAGGCAGAAAGUAGUAAACAGCCAUCGGCAAGACAGCAGGAAUAAGCGUCGAAGCAGCUUAACUGUUAAACAGUGAAUGGCAGCCCGUAGUAGCCCGCGUGUGUUUUCAGUAUUUUGUUAUGUUUUUGCGUUGUUUGCCGGGAGUUCUAUUCUUGCGUUCGCUGCUGCCGCGUAAAAUAUGCGCUCGUUUUUUCGUUUGACAACGUACUAAUUUUUGCGAAUAUACGAAAACUCAAUACGAUUUAUAAUUAUUCAAAUGAUAAUUGGAUUUUGAGAUUAUUAAAAUAUUGAAGCUUAAAAUACAAUAACUUUUUUUAAAUUAGUAAAAAUGUUUUUGGCGUGAAUUUAGGUGCGUAAAUGUUUUCUUAGUGAAAUAAGAAAGCUUGUAAUUUAAUAAAUCAAGGAUAUAAGGGCAAAAAUGACGUGGAAAAUUCGUAGAAAAUUUCAUUUGGCGUGACAUUUGUAUCGACGAGCUGCUUACAGUGAGAUGUGGAUCAUUUUAUCCUGCUUUAUGCUACAAACCGAACCUUUCACUUAUUAAUUUACUUGCAUAUUUAGUGUAUGCAAAGGUGUAUGCUGUUUUUUGAGUGUGGAAAACAAUGAAAAAUCAACAACAAAAAACAUCGGAAUGUUCGUAAUGAUAAUUUAAUUUAAAAAAAUCAUAAAUGUGAAAUGUAAAUAUAAAUAAGAGUAUAUGUAUAUGUUACGUUAUCAAGUGGCAAUUAAGAAAUAAAAAAUAAGUAAACCUCUGGCAAAUGGUUUCUAAAGGCACCAUAAGAGCAAAAAUCCACAUAAACAAAAACAUUAAGUUCAAAAAUACCAUUACCAUCUACAUUUUAUAGUAUAAAAAUGCCAGAAGCUGAUUAAAGGUUUUCGUGUGGUGUUACUGGGCGCUGCUCUAUCCGUGAAUCUUAUCAAUUGAAUAGCAUUGAACUUUUCAUCUUCGUUGUCGUUCCGUCAAUUUCCAAAAUAAUAAAGAGCAUACAUGUCGCAGUCCCGAUUUGACUGCGGCCAAAAGUAAUUAAACGCAAUAAACAAUAUCAGCGAAGCGUAAUCAGUACCUUUCCAAGGCAAGCGAUUCGGAAAGCACCGCGUGUUCAAAAAUAUAUAAGCGCGUGUCAAGUAAAUUUAUUUCAGUUGUGACAGCGAGAAUUAUCGUUGCUCUUGUAUAAUUCGAAAAAAGCUAAUCAAAAAUGUGUGUAACCAAGUCCACCACAAAUCUACAGGUUUGCUAAUAACUAAAGUAAAAGCAUUUGUAAAUGAGAAACAGAUAGCUAUAAAGCAAUCAUCUUCGUUUAUGGGUAAAAAAAGAAAACUCAUGCGUCAUCCACAUAAAAAUUUCGAAUAUUUAUGUUUGCCUCAUAGCCUUGUGCUUGUGUUCCCCUGGUACUCCAUAUUUCUGCACAUAGAAAUUGCUAUCGCCCCACUUUUAGUUUUCGUGGAAAUUAUUAUUUUCUUCUACUAUUUUCUCAACUCACUCAAUAUAUUUAAAAGAACUACAUUUUUGAGAAGGAAAUCGUACAAUGCGAGUUUUAAAGUCCACUUAACUUAAUCCAAAGAAUACCACUAAUAUUAACCGUAAUUGUCGUACAAUUGUGCUUGUAAAUAGUAAUUUAAAGAAAUUGUGAUAUUGAUAUAAGUGUAAAAACUGCGAAUAACUUUAUAUACGAAGUUUGUUAGCGUUAAGUUCGAAUCAACGUGUAUGAUAUAUAUUCUAAAAUUACAAUCAUAAUCAUUCGAAUAAGAAGAAUAAUAAUAAAGUUGGGAGAAUUUUACUGCAUAACGUUUCCGAAUUACGUGUAACUAAGAGUUUCACUCCAAAACGAAUCAAAAUUGUACGAGUAGAAAUUAAGGCGACUUUAUCAUAAAUUCUACAACUUAUUUUUGGAGCUUAAUUUACUAAACAUUGUUGGGUGACAUUAGGAUACAGCUCUACAAUUAGAAUAGUUAAGGCGAUAUUCAACUUGAAAAGCAGAAACGCAAAUCAUUUUUAUACCUCAAACACUUUAAGCUAAGAACGAAUUGUAUACUGUAUUUAUAUAGGUGUUCAGAUUUAAGUUAAAAUCUACAUUAGUGUAUAUAUACAAGUAUCCGUAUAAGUUGUAUAGCUGAAAACCAAGUAGCUUCAAGCACCUGUACAGCAACACGAAUCUCCUAAAAACACCCGCACCUUCCAGCAACCGGAUCCUCAUAGCUUCAUCAACAACAGUAAACGACGCCCCAAAGGAACUUCACAUUCUGCAAUCCGCUACCCUCAGUCACGAUUAACUCCGCCACCACGUUUACCACAGACACAAUAGAGUCCUUCAAUAUGACGAUGAGUACAAAUAAUUGCGAAAGUAUGGCGUCAUACUUUUCCAACUCCUAUAUGGGACCCGAAAUGCACCAUGGCCACUAUCCUGGAAAUGGUGUCACCGAUCUCGAUGCGCAACAAAUGCAUCACUAUAGUCAGCAUCCAAAUAAUCAGGGCAAUAUGCCCUAUCCACGCUUCCCGCCCUACGAUCGUAUGCCCUAUUAUAACGGUCAGAGUAUGGAGCACCAAGGCUACUCUCGUCCCGACAGUCCUUCCAGUCAAGUGGGUUUGUCACAGCAGCCGCAAGUAAAUGGUAGCCCACUGCUUCAGCAACAGCCACAACCCCAGCAACAAGUUACGCAACAACAGGCGCAACAAGUUACGCAGCAAGCACAGGCGACACCUCAGCAUCAGCAGCAUCCGCAAGUGACGCAACAGGUGACACAUCCAGCCCAACAACAACAGCAACCCGUAGUAUAUGCCAGUUGUAAGCUGCAAGCAGCCGUGGGCGGAUUAGGCAUGGUGCACGAAGGCGGCUCACCGCCCCUAGUCGAUCAAAUGGGCGCCCAUCACAUGAAUGCACAGAUGAGUUUGCCACACCACAUUGGACACCCACAAGCACAGUUGGGUUACAACGAUGUCGGAGUUCCAGAUGUUAAUGAGGUUCAUCAAAACCACCAUCAGAUGAGUAUGUAUGGCCAACAACAGACUGGCAUUCCACCCGUUGGCGGACCACCACAAAACAUGAUGCAUCAAGCUCAGGGACCACCACAAAUGCAUCAGGGCCAUCCUGGACAACAUACACCACCAUCACAAAAUCCAAAUUCGCAGUCAUCAGGGAUGCCAUCGCCAUUGUAUCCCUGGAUGCGCAGUCAAUUUGAACGGAAACGUGGUCGCCAAACUUAUACCCGUUACCAAACGUUAGAGCUGGAGAAAGAAUUUCAUUUUAAUCGUUACCUGACAAGGCGACGACGAAUCGAGAUCGCUCAUGCGUUGUGUCUCACAGAGCGACAAAUAAAGAUCUGGUUCCAGAACCGACGAAUGAAAUGGAAAAAGGAGAAUAAAACAAAAGGGGAACCAGGAUCCGGAGGAGAAGGUGAUGAGAUCACACCACCCAACAGUCCGCAAUAAGACGCUGUUAACAAUGGAAACAAGAGUCGCGCUUAAUCCGUUACCACUGUGAGAUAUGGCAACACGCACAAAUUACUUAGCGUACUUUGUCUGUCCUUUAUAUUGCUAAGGGAUAAAUGUAUAUUCAAAAAGAACAAUUCAUGUACACUUAGUGUUAGUAAUUUGAAUAAAGCACCUUGUCCGGAGCUAACGAGAGAAAUCUAAUAGAAUCUAAUAUUAUUCGCUCGAUAUGUCGGACAAUUGUAUUACUAACUACUACAACUUCGUAGUCAAAUGUUAAAAAAAAAAUUCAUUUUCACACACAAUUCACCCAAUAGUGAAACAUGUGGAAUCGGUUAUCAAAAAUUUAAUAUAAAUUGGAAUUAAAAUAGAAAAGCAUAUAAUAUAAAUAAUGCUAUAUAUUAUUUAUGCAAAGCCGUAAACCUACUUAGUUAAUUCUUAAAGGACAUUUGUUAUUAUUUACUUAACCCUGUAUUAUGAUCAUUUGCAAUGUAUACAUUAACAUAGCAUAGUUCGUAGCCGACAUGCAAAAAGAGCGUAAGGUGUUAUUAGGUGGAGCAAUAAUUGCAUAAAUUAAUUAGCUAAAUGGGUAAAAUAUUUAGCAAUGAAGUAAUGUAUCUAAAUAAAUAAACUCAACAAAACCAACUCAUGUGACCUCAACUUUAAAUAAGUUAUUGAUUAAAAAUAAAGUAUAUACAAUUAAAAGUAAUAAUAAAACAAAUUAAUAAAAUGUAAAUGUAACCAGUAAACUAAAAAAAUGGGGAAAGCUAAUAAAAAUUUCAAAAUAUAAGAGAAAUAAAAACUAAACUUAACAUAUGGAAUACUCUUAUGUAAAGCAUAAAAAAGUACUUUUUAGACAUUUUCAGCUGUAAUUAGAAUAAAAUAUUAACUCAUACAUGUAUACGUAAAUUAGAGGGUCUGAAAAAAUACAAGAAUUGGGGAAGGAAAUACAAAGUUGCAUUUUAGAUCUCCUCAAAGAGGUUCAAUUUGUUACAUAGUAUCAAUCAACGACAGACAAACCAGAAUUCCAUAUUUCUUUCUAAUUUGAAAACUCAUAUAAAAAAUUAUCUUUUGAAAUGAUGUUAUUUAAUAAAAGUGCAAUAUUCUGUCAAUUUGAAAUGUGUUUGAGCAGUCGUAUUAAUUUUUUAUUAUCACUACCAGUUUUAACCGGAGCUAUUUCAAUACUUUUAACACACCGUAACUUGUGGAGAUCCGAUUUUUUAUCAACAUUUUUUCUGAUUUAUUUGACUCCCUGAAGAAUAUAUUUUAUUUUAUGGAUUUGAUAUUAAUUCCAGGUAAAAAGGAGGCUUUCAAAUCUCUUAGAAUAAUGCUAAAAUAGCACUUAUACUUUUCAUAACAGUUAUACUUCUUAAACGAACCAAGUUUUCUCCAUUUAUAUCAGUUGCAUUUUUGAGCUAUUCAGCUAAGAAAGACGCAUGUUUGGCAAUAUUUUCAGCAUAUAUUCACCUUCCACACAAGCGAAUGCUCGAUAGUCUAUAUUAAAUACUUAUUAGUUCCCUACUUUUGGAAUGCGAUUUCUUAAAGAAGAAUAUUUGGGCUUUCUAUAGCUUCAAGAAUAAUGUGAAUAAGUGUGUAUAAAGUAUUGCCCGUAAUGCCAACUCCUCCUGGCUAACUCCUUUGACCAUACUUCAACGGAAUAACUGGUUUGUAACUUGACAUUCACCCCAAAUGAAAUGUGUAUCUGCAUAUACAAAUUUGUGUAAUUAAUAGCAUAUAGUACAUAUGCAUAUUUCAAUAUAUAUGAAUGUAUAAGAUAAUAAGAAUCGAUACCAAAUUAAUGUUGAAAGGAACUUUAUUAACAAAUAUCUUAACAAUUUCGAGGGUUUUUGUUUAUUAUUUAUCCAACAAAAUAAAUAAAUCAAUAAAAGAAGUUUUAUAACUGACUUUAAAAGAAUUAAUAAAUUGGCAGCAAAUAGUGAUUUUAAUGAUUUGUGAAGUUUUCAAUUUGAUACAAGUUCGUAAGUUCGGCUUAAACCACUUCACCUAUAUCAGACUAAAACUAAAAAAUAAAAAAGGUUAAUAAAGAAACUCAGAACUUUCAAUGUUUCUAUUAUUGGAAAUAUUUUUAGCUUGACUUAAGAGAGGAUAUUAUGUAUACCGAAAUCGAUGAAAAAAUUUCACAUUCACUGAAUUACCUAAAGCAUUGAUACUUUGGAUUUAUCGAAAAAGUCACUAAGAAUGGUGUUGAGAAUAUAAAAGUACUUAUAUUUGCGUACUUUUAAAACAAACAAAAAAAUAUUUGUAAAUUAAAUGAAACGAAAAAUAAACCCACGAUGGUUAAAAAUAAAA